This is a messenger RNA of Trypanosoma rangeli, 339 nucleotides long. RefSeq lists its product as uncharacterized. The record is from RefSeq and is a predicted model, not a curated record. NCBI's taxonomy places the organism in Eukaryota, Euglenozoa, Kinetoplastea, Trypanosomatida, Trypanosomatidae. Bases 1 to 339 code for a protein of 112 amino acids. The transcript has a single exon.
AUGCCCAGCGACGUCCUCGUUUCUCAGCUUCGUCCCGGCACCUGGUUCGUGGCUGAGGUUACGUUUGGACGGCCCACCCAACCCAAUCCGCUCUGCCCCUGCCGGCUGCGGGAGGCGGGCGGGGAGACCUCCAGCACCGUCAUCAAUUGUUGCCCUGCUGAGCGACCGUUGGGACGGGGCGGCGCCCUGUUGAGCUCUUGCCUGGGUGUUGAGGCAAUCCCCACUUUACUGCCUUUCGUUGUGGAAGCAAUACGGAAAAAGGUAGUUUUCUUUGUUCGUUUUUUGCCAUUUGGUGUAUGUGCAGGGUGCAGAGUAUUCUGUUUUGCUGUGACGCUUUAA